Strigops habroptila (Kakapo) is the source of this 2591-nucleotide messenger RNA. It is a transcript of the gene CLRN2, whose product is annotated as clarin 2. The transcript is spliced from 3 exons. Lineage: Eukaryota; Metazoa; Chordata; Aves; Psittaciformes; Psittacidae. The coding region runs from base 1078 to 1776 and encodes 232 amino acids. The record is from RefSeq and is a predicted model, not a curated record.
CAGCGCUCAGCGCCGAUGGCGAUGGCGGGGCGUGGGGGGAGAAGCAUCCUCCCACUGCUGCCGUUCCGGGGCCGUGCCGGAGCCGGGGGGAGGAGGAAUCGCGGUGCCUCAGAGGAACCCCAGCGCGCCCCGGGACUGCGGUGGUGCCGCUCAGAGACUUCUACCUCAGGAAAUCCCCCACCUUCGGGGCGGCGUGUUGCGAGUGGGCACCCACCCUCACGGCUCGCUGGCCAAGGCGGCCCCCAAUCCGCCCCUCCCAGCCUGAGCUCCAGCGACGAGCUGUGUUACCGCCAGGAUUAAUUGAUUAAUUAAUUAAUCAGCGGUUGCAGAGGUCCCUGCAGGGCUGGAGUAGCGUAAUCAUAGAAGUGCAGGCAAUUACGAGCGGGCUUGUUCAGCACCCCCGGGCCGCGCCUGUAUCUUGGAUUACGCGGCUUGGCUCAGUCCCCUCGGGCGGCGGGAGCUGCGUGUGGGUGCGGGGGGUCCGUACGUGCAGUACCGCGGAGCACCCGUGAUGUGGCUCACACCGCCGGCAGGCCGGGACAGGGGAGGGCUCCCCUCCCAGCACUGACAUGUACAGGCGGGCGGCAGGGAGCAGGCGGCUCCGCUCGGCUGAGGCGCCCGCAGAACCCUGCUGCCGAAUUACCUGGUUUAAUCCUUUGCCCCAUGCACAUAGCUAAUUACCCACGGUUUUAAACAGUCUAAAAACCCGGAUCCUGCUCAUUUGCUUCCCAUGAGGUGACAGUAAAGAACUAGAUGUCAUUUGAGCAGGACAAUUAAACCGCUGAUGAAACCUUAGCCAGGCAAUAGAUAUAGGAUUACUUUCCGCAGAAUCAAGCAUCAUCGCGCUACAGUGCAAUGAAGCUGUUCCUUGCAACCAUUUCAGGAUGUUGUCGCAGCAAAAUACAUUUUUCAUUUGAUUUUUAACCGUACAGAUUGAUUUCUGGAGCUUCAAAAUACAAUGAGAUGUAUUUUGAAGCGCCUGCUCUUCAUUUGUGGAUUUUGGAGCAUGAGAAAGAAUGGCAGACAUGCCUGACUGCUGCAGAGAGGCCUUGGGGAUGAUUCCUCGAAACCACUAGGAUGCCUGGCUGUUUUAAAAAGACUAUAUUUGCCUUGGCUUCUCUAGUAAGUUUUGUGUCUUUUAUCCUGAUUGUUGUUGCAAUGGGGACCCCAAAAUGGAUGACUGGGAAGAUCCUUUGCAAAACAGGAGCUGAUUUGGUCAAUGCCACAGAUCCAGAGCUGGUCAAGUUCAUUGGAGAAAUUUACUACGGACUUUUCCGGGGUGGCAAAAUUCGGCAGUGUGGGUUGGGCGGGCGGCGCUCCCAGUUCACAAUUUUCCCACACAUGGUGAAAAAGCUGAAUACAGGCCUGCACGUGACCAUUAUAAUGUUCCUCUGUGUGGCCAUUUCCUUUUCUCUGGUCAGUUUUGGAUUCUGCAUUCUUAACGCAAUAAAAGUUCCUUACCGGGCUAUUAAAGGUCCAGCAGGAAUUUGUCUUUGGAACUUCAUUGCAGGUGGAUUUCUAGUACUCGCCGUCACCAGCUUUAUGGCUGCUGUGAAACUUCAUCACCUCACAGAAAGAAUCGCCAGUUUUAGGGAAAAUGUCUUUCAAUUUGUUGUCUUAGAGGAAAGGUUUGAAGACUCUUUUUGGCUUUGUGUGGCAAGCGCCACAGCACAUGCAGUGAAUUUGCUGCUAAUAGCCAUUAGUGGGAUUCGUUUCCCUAAAAUUAAGACUAAAACAGAAGAAGCAAAUGUUACAGCAGAAGAUAUCAUGUACUAAUAACUCUACACAAAACUACUUUGGUCAAGUGAACUGUCACAACACAAACAGCUUCUUGGCUCUUCAGCUUUUGAUUUGGAUGGAUGAUUUUGGUAUAAACAUGAGUAAAUAUGUCAUUCUACUGUACCAGCAAUUAACAUGUGUGGGAGGGUGGGAAAAACAAAUGCUACAAAUACCAUUAUUCUCCAAACUGACCGAUACCUGCAGUUAAUAUCUGCUGCUCACGGGUUUCAGAAGAUUUGCAUUUUGAGGUAUUUUAGAAAACUAAGGUGAAAUACAAUUUCAUUGAAACCCAGUGUCAUCUUUGUUUAGAAAGAAAAUAUGUGUAUCACAAAUCUUUGAUACUCUAAGUUUAUUUCAAAACAGGAAGACUGGACAUCUGCCAAUUAAUUUCAUAGAAUUACCUGCAAAACGUUGAGAGGGCCGUGUGAGAUAUGUUUGAUGGUGUUACACUGCAUCGAAAAAGAACACUUCAUUAUCUCUGAAGCUAAAGUUAAGGGGAAGCACAGGCUAAAUAUGUGUGAAAUGUUUCUCAAACUGAAAUUAUCAAACCCCACAAAAUAAAGAAGUGAGAAAGUAAUGUGCAUGGGAUGCUCGUCGACUAUGAAAAAAAUCUGUUAGCUGCAAGAUGAAGGUUUCAUUGCAGCUUCUGGAGUAAAGUGAACAGAAUCAAAGUAACUGCUUUUAGAUAACCUGGAAAACAAUAAUAAGACAGAUCAAUUGUCUUCAGAACCCUUUCAGUUCUUAUGUCUAUGUGAAACCAAGUAAAAGUGAUGUAUGGUGAAACAGUACUAAAAUAAAUUAAAAUGGUUAAA